AUGAGCCAAGAUGGGGACGCAUCGGAGAAGAGCGCUCUUCCCACCGCAUUAGCAGCACACGAAGACGCGAGGGAACUUAUCCGCUUGCUGCAAUGUACCCAGUGCUCGAGGCCUUUCCGAAAUCCGGUCACUCUACCAUGCGGGAAUUCAAUAUGUAAAGAAUGCUUGCCCGAAGCACACGAGCGCGAACACAUCACAUAUCCGGACCUGCCUGGACGAAAACAAGGCUUUCAGUGUCCUUUUGAGGACUGUGGGGUGGAACAUCCUGCUUCGGACUGCAAUAUCGAUGUCACCUUGGCCAAACUCAUGGAGUCCAUCGCCGAGGUGGUCGCAAAGCAUAGUUCAGUGGUCGAAUCACUGCCAACGAAGCUGGAAGAGAUUGUCAUGUGGGAUGAGGUUAUGAGUUCGCAACCUUCGUCUGAAAAGCCGCACAUUCACCACCUGGCUGGUGGGAGAUUGAUUGCGACGUACACUCUGGCCGCCCAGGGUUCACUCAAUCACAAGGUGGACGUAACGUAUCCAGAAACCGCCGAGCAAGACAAAGCAAUGGACAUUGCAGUGUUGCAGGAAGUUCUGGAGACUACGCAAAGAGAAGUGGAUUGCCAGGUGUGCUAUAAUCUGAUGCUGGAUCCAGUGACAACAUUUUGCGGGCAUACACUAUGCCGCAAAUGUCUUGCCCGAGUCUUGGACCAUUCAUUACACUGCCCCGUCUGCAGGCGCGGUCUGGCCAUUCCACCUUCACUGCUGAGGCAGCCGAGCAACAAGACUCUUGUCAACCUACUCAACGGACUCUGCCCAGAGGUGGUCGCCGCACGAGCUGAAGCGGUGGAGCUGGAGGAACGAGGGACUACCGGAAACUCAAGCGUGGCACUCUUCGUCUGCACGCUUGGCUUCCCAAACCAGCCGACAUUCUUGCGGAUCUUCGAGCCGAGAUAUCGAUUGAUGCUGAGGAGGUGCCUGGAAGGUAGUCGCCAAUUUGGUAUGCUCAUGUACAACCGAUAUGGCGAACCUCAAGGAGACCUUGGACAUGUUCACUUCUACCAAUACGGGACCAUGCUGCAGAUCGUUCACGCGCAGAUGCUGGCGGACGGCACCAGCCUCAUCGAAACACGAGGACUAUAUCGCUUCCGAGUCACAUCUCAUGCCGUCCUGGAUGGGUACUCUGUAGGGGAUGUCGAGAGGAUUGAUGACGUCAACCUUGCUGAGGAAGAAAGGAUUGAAGCUGAAGAGACGUCUCUUCCACCACCUACGGAAGAAGGCGAUAUCACUGGUCAGAUCAAUCGCAUGUCGACUCAGGAACUGCUAUCACUGGGCCAAGAAUUCAUCGUUCGUAUGCGAGGGAGAAGCGCAAACUGGCUACAACAGCGAGUACUCGACAUCCACGGCCAACCUUCUGAAGAUGCCGCACUGUUCCCAUACUGGUUCGCAAGCGUGCUGCCGAUCUCAGAAGAGGAAAAGUACAAGUUGCUAGGGACAAGAACGGUACGCGAGCGGCUCAAGAUCACGGCGACGUGGAUUCGCCGGAUCGAGACGCAGAGAUGGUAA
Molecule: messenger RNA, 1545 nt
Organism: Zasmidium cellare ATCC 36951
Lineage: Eukaryota; Fungi; Ascomycota; Dothideomycetes; Mycosphaerellales; Mycosphaerellaceae
Exons: 1
Coding region: 1-1545 (514 amino acids)
Source: RefSeq, a predicted model, not a curated record